AUGGACCGAGACAGCCGGGAGGUUCAAAUUCGCAAAAAUAUUGCCGUCAUUGAAACCGUCGCCUUUUCCGUGGAAGAAGUCAGACGCGUCCUCAGUCAAAUAAAACUUGAUAAGUCUCCUGGACCCGACGGAAUUCCCGGGCUAAUACUUAAGGAGCUAUCAACGGAGCUGUCAAAGCCUCUUUCGACUCUCUUUGAGCUUUCAAUGAGAACAGGAAGGCUGCCCUCACAGUUGAAGACAGCUAACCUCGUUCCAUUGCAUAAGGGAGGCAGCAGGAUGACAGCAAGCAGCUUUCGACCUAUUAGCUUAACUUGCCUCCCUUGCAAAACGAUGGAAGCUAUAGUAAAAAACGCUAUACAGCAAUUUUGUGAAGAAAAUAACAUCUUGCAGGAUUUUCAACAUGGCUUCCGGAGAGGACGUUCCUGCCUGUCAAAUCUGCUAGCUUGUCUGGAAAUCUGGACCAGGGCUCUAGAAGAGGGUUUUGAGGUCGAUGUCGUGUACAUCGAUUUCCGCAAAGCCUUUGACACUGUCCCACACCAACGUCUUCUUCACAAAUUGAGCGACAUCGGCAUCCGGGGAGAUCUUCUGAACUGGAUUAGGGCGUUUCUGGUUGGUCGGAAACAACGUGUCUGUAUCGGGGAUGAUAUGUCAGAAUGGGUGAAUGUGACCAGUGGUGUGCCGCAAGGCUCAGUUCUGGGACCAUUGCUCUUCAUCCUUUACGUUAACGACAGCCUUCAGGAAAUCGACUGCGGCAAAAUAAUGUUUGCAGACGACGUUAAGCUCUGGCAAGUCAUUAAGGGUCCGAAUGAUCAGAGAUCCCUUCAAGAUAAUCUGCACCGACUGCAAGCGUGGUCGAAGAAAUGGCUUCUAGAUUUCAAUGUGGAGAAGUGUGCCGUCCUUCAUCUGCGUCCAACCAACUCUCAUUAA
Messenger RNA from Spirometra erinaceieuropaei, 927 nucleotides. The record is from the annotation of a GenBank genome assembly. NCBI's taxonomy places the organism in Eukaryota, Metazoa, Platyhelminthes, Cestoda, Diphyllobothriidea, Diphyllobothriidae.